AUGCGUGAAGUCGUCACUCUCCAGUUCGGCCAGCAGGCCAACUACUUAGGCACCCACUACUGGAACACUCAGGUAAGGCAAGUAUUCUCCAGCUCGCGCACAGUGGCCAUCGGGAGGACUAACGCCAUAGGAAGGAAUCGUAUUUCACAUAUCCCGGGGAGGAAGAAUCUCCCGUAGACCACGAUGUCUCCUUUCGGCCUGGUAUGGGAGCAGAUGGCUCGGAGACAUAUACGCCGCGGACGGUCAUAUACGAUUUGAAAGGCGCAUUCGGUACACUGCGCAGAGAGAACGCUUUGUAUCAGCUGCAGCAACAAGAGAACCCUUCUCAACAAGGCCAGUGGAGUGGAAGAACGAUUCCUCUGCAACUUUCGCCCAUUGCACCAAGCUCCUAUCAGCAGGCACUCGAUCAAGGCUUGGAACCACCAGUACUUACGAACGAGACUGUACGCUUCUGGUCGGACUACAAUCACGUGUUCUACCAUCCCCGAAGCAUCGUACAGCUGAACGAGUAUGAGCUGAAUAGCUCUUUGAUGCCCUUCGAGCGCUUUCAAACAGGCGAGGAGCUGUUUGCCAACCUUGACCGCGAGCAUGACUUGUUGGAUCGAGACUUGAGACCCUUCUUAGAAGAAUGUGACCAGCUUCAGGGAAUCCAGAUCUUCUCAAGUACAGAUGAUGCUUGGGGCGGAUUCACGUCUAGAUAUCUUGAGCGCAUCUCGGAUGAAUUGGGCAAAGGCUGUCGCUGGGUCUUCGGACUACAGCACACUCAGCGCACGUCACGAGAGCGACAGGCGCUGCAAAUGUCGAAUGUGGCCCAGUCAAUCUACGGGAUCGAUCAAUCUGCCAGCAUGCAUAUUCCACUUGCUAGCUUGCCGUCCUCUCUUCCAAGUUAUGCGGUCAUUGACGGCACAAGCAAAUGGAACACAUCGGCACUUCAGGCUGCCGCAGCCGAAUCGAUGACAUUGCCAACGCGCCUUCGAAGUGCGCAGGGCGCUCGUGCAACGUUCGACGAUUUGGAAUCGACCUUGAACGGGGAUGGCAUGAGACGAAUAGCUGCUUGCGCACUUUCAGUACAAGACGCGGCUCAGCUUGAAGACGAUGCGCAAACAAAUGGCCACUCUGACGAUCGCAUAACAAACGGCUAUCACGUAGAAGAUGAGGUCGAAGACAAGGAACCAGAAGGAGACAUUGAUCUUUUCCCAGAGCUGACGACUCAGUCUGUGAGGGGACAGCAGAGACGCCGGACACAUCUUUUCAGCAAGAUGCAAUCACUACGUGGGCCGUGGAAGACCACAACGGAGCUCGAGGAGUCUGAUGCCCGGCUGCAUGAUCGCUUCUCAGCUAGCCGCGCGCGAACCUCUCGACAUCAGUCGGCGCUACUGUUCCCUGUGCUGUCAUCUUACCCCAAAAUCUUCCAACUACAAUCGAACCCUCACAAGCUCGCCAUCAAUGCCACACUGUCGACCUCGACGGCAAUAGCGGAUCGUAUCCGGAGCAUUGUGGGCGUUGCCAGGCGUAUGGUCGGUAUCGACGAACGCGAGGCGCUCUGUGAUGGACUCACGACCAUGGCAGAAGAAUAUGAAGAAGGCUGGGACAGCGAUGAUGCAAGUGAUGAUGGUGAUUAG
This is a messenger RNA of Lecanosticta acicola, 1622 nucleotides long. The record is from the annotation of a GenBank genome assembly. NCBI's taxonomy places the organism in Eukaryota, Fungi, Ascomycota, Dothideomycetes, Mycosphaerellales, Mycosphaerellaceae.